Esox lucius (northern pike) is the source of this 1397-nucleotide messenger RNA. RefSeq names its product cysteine and glycine-rich protein 1b (gene csrp1b). Gene Ontology annotation, biological process: sarcomere organization; muscle tissue development. The transcript has 6 exons. The record is from RefSeq and is a predicted model, not a curated record. Gene Ontology annotation, molecular function: structural constituent of muscle; actinin binding. The coding region runs from base 163 to 741 and encodes 192 amino acids. Gene Ontology annotation, cellular component: cytoplasm; Z disc; nucleus. Lineage: Eukaryota; Metazoa; Chordata; Actinopteri; Esociformes; Esocidae.
UGGGUUUGAUACGUUUACCCAGCAGACUCCUCCUUUCCAUGUCACAGCCUGCCGUGUUCCUCUGCUGCUCCUCAACAGAAGCCACUCCUGAAUCCGUCUGAUCUUCUCUCAGUCGUAGAUACAACCAGGGAGUCCCAGCUCAGCCUCAAACACCACAACAGGAUGCCUUUGGGAGGAGGAAAUAAGUGUGGCUGCUGCCAGAAGACGGUGUACUUUGCUGAGGAAGUGCAGUGCGAAGGCAAAUAUUUCCACAAGUCCUGCUUUCUGUGCAUGGCAUGUAAAAAGAACCUGGACAGUACAACAGUGGCCUGCCACUUGGACGAGAUCUACUGCAAAUCCUGCUACGGCAAGAAAUAUGGGCCAAAAGGCUAUGGCUUUGGUGGUGGAGCAGGCACCCUGAGCAUGGACACAGGGGCACAUCUUGGAAUCAAACCUGAAGAGCAAGCAGCACACCGCCCCACCAACAACCCCAACGCCUCCAAGUUAGCCACUAAGUUUGGCAGUUCAGACGUGUGCCCGCGCUGUGGCAAGGCGGUGUAUUCUGCUGAGAAGGUGCUCGGAGGUGGAAAUUCCUGGCACAAGGGCUGCUUCCGCUGUGCCAAGUGUGGGAAGGGCCUGGAAUCCACUACCUUGGCAGACAAAGACGGUGAAAUCUACUGUAAAGGAUGUUAUGCCAAAAGCUUUGGUCCCAAAGGCUUUGGAUUCGGCCAGGGGGCAGGGGCCCUGGCUCAUGCUCAGUAGAGCUCAGACCUCCUAUUUCCAACACCUGGACAUUUCAACAGCUUACCAUAGGAUUCCCUUGUCAACUUCUAUUUAAUCUUGCCUCUCACUCCAGCUGCACUCACAGACGAAACAGCCACACUGAGUAAACGGCUUACCUGUGUGUUUACAUUUCCUGCAUACAGUACCAGCAGACACCCCCCCCCCUUUACUUAAGCAAUGGCUCUAAGGUUAAUACUCUACUUAACAACUGUUUUCAUAACCACUAUGAUAAAGAAAACAAAUGCAUAUUAUUGUAUCCUAAUUAAGUUUACUCAUACACAAUCCUUUUUGCAAUUUGAACAAUAAUUCAACCUUAGUAUUUAUUGUAAGUCCUGCUUUUGCGGGUCAUUGGUGCAUACAGUAUUUGUCCAAUUUCACCUGUGUGAAUUUAUUUAAUUUUUGCACAUCCAAACUGUCCCUGAGACACCUUUGGAGAGUGGGUUUACCACCAGCGGUUUUUGUAAAAUUUUAUUUGGCAGUUGGUGAGGUUCCUGAACAGUAUUAAGUAAAAUGGUAGUCUAAGUCUGGAGAACACUACUCACAGUGAUCUUAGACUAUAAGAUUUGCAACACUGAGAUUGUACUGUAUUAAAUACUGUGCAUAUUCAAAACCCAAUAAAAUUAAAAUAAAAACCA